Astrephomene gubernaculifera is the source of this 1619-nucleotide messenger RNA. The record is from the annotation of a GenBank genome assembly. NCBI's taxonomy places the organism in Eukaryota, Viridiplantae, Chlorophyta, Chlorophyceae, Chlamydomonadales, Astrephomenaceae.
CCAGCAGCGAGGGUGGUAAUGGCAUUGCUUGUAAUGCCCGUCCUCAUUCCUUGAGGCUCGGCAGCUUAGCGGUGGCAGACAAUCCAAAUGUGUCGCCAUGCCGUCGCAUACUCAAACAUGAAUGCACUCAUUGAUCCUAGAUGCAGUCCACAAAGGCGAAUAACGAGGGUUGUUGGCUCCCAAAGCUACCCGCACCUGUUGCCGAUACCGCAGUCGACACCCUUCACAUCACGACAACGAGUAGCAAGUAUAACAGCCCGGGAAAUACCUUCAUCACUUCAAUCUACAGCCUUCUGUGCCAAAACAAGAGAGAUGGGCGUUGCCCAUUGCUUGGCCAGGACCGCGGACACGCAACAUGCCACCACCGCUCAUGGCAUCCUGUCUAAAGAUGCGCAAGUGUCGUACACCUCGCGGUUGCAACCGCCCGGAGCCGCCGCUGCGCUCCAAACACUGCUGCAAGGGCGCCCGGUGGCGCUUCUGUGGGACCUAGACAAUGUGGCUUUCUUCGCGCCAGCCACCUCGGCGCCCCUGCAGCUGUACCGCAUGAGGACCCUCAUAUCCGAAGCGGGAGGGCGGCUGCUGGCUUGUCGCGGCUAUGCGAAUGAAGACACAGCGGACAGAUUCGCAGGGGUGCUACCGCUGCUGGAGCAGGCGGGCCUGAUGGCCGUACGGCGAGUGCCUGUACGGCGGGACGCAGCGGAUGUACGGCUGGUGGAGGAUGCGAUGGCGUUUGCUGCGACCCAUGGGUCAGCUGGAGCAGCCAUUGUGUGCGUGUCACAGGACACAGACUUCGCCCAGCCGCUGCGGCACCUGUCGGAGCGGGGCAUCCGCACGCUGGUGGCCAGCCCGCACGCGCCCCGCCGCAGGACUCACGCCGUCAUGCAACCGGCGACCUACUUUGCAAGGUUGCCCCUGCCGCUAGCCUGCUGGGCCGCCCUCAAGUGGGAGCCGCUGCCUGCCCCGGUGACGGCCGCGGAGGUGGAGGGGCUGGCGGGCGCAGCGAGGCAGGCGGCGGCAGCAGCGGCAGCAAACGCAGCGGCCGCGGCAGCGGCAAACGCAGGGACAGUAGCAGCGUCAGGCUCAUUAGGAGCCGGAGUACCGGUAACAGAAACAAACGGAGCGGCAGACAGGAUAACAGGGUCAACAGAGGCAGUAGCUGCUGCUGCUGAACGUCUACCCACCACUUCAACACCAGCAAAGGAUUCCAAUAAAGGGCCCAAGGUGCUGCGGCAUGGCAACGGCAUGGCAAACAGCAUGGGUGACAUCCCGUUACGUACCGGUGUUGUUGACGACGGAGCUGUUGCAGGUUCCGUACGCCUUGAGUCUGUAGCGCUAUCCGGGUUGUUGCAACAACCGCCAGGGUCGUUAGCGGUGUACGGCAUGGGGGGUGGUUUGCAGUGCCCAGGUACGGCAACACGGUUAUGGUUGAAUCCAGCGUUUUGCUGCCGCAGCCUUGGGUUUGCAGACGCCGAUUUUGGUCGGCAGUACCAUUAGUCACUAUAAUGCGAUGUGUUCAGAAACAAUACAAUCCGAGGCAUAGGACGUGACGACUCCCUGCGGGCCAGGUAUUUAAAACCGGACGUGCGUUUGAUGGAACUUCACACCUGUAAGGUUGUCUC